AUGGGUGAACUGUAUUACAAGGAUGAAGAACUGGGCCCUGUGGAUCACCUAUCAGGUGAUGAAAAUACGAACAUCGUCAUGAGAAAAAACCACAACAUGAACAAAAAGAGUCCCUCUCCGUCCCCAUCUCACACGGCGGGUGGCAUCCCCAGAAGGCAGUGUCACAGCCGGCUGCUCAUCCGCACGCCAGCGUCUAUCACCGGCAACAGGAGUUUGUUCUUUCUACCUGGGAGCAAAGAAAUAAAUAAGCGACAAGAAUUGAGAGCAACGCUAGAAAUGACGAAGGGGUAUAACAGCAGAGAGCUGCAAUGUCCAAGAGCUCCCAGGUCACAUUGGCUGCUGAGCCAAACUGGCUUCGUCAGCAGCCCCGUGAGCAUGGUGAAGAGUGAAGGCCCCAAACUGGUGCCCUUCUUUAAAGCCACUUGUGUCUAUUUUGUCCUCUGGCUGCCAACUUCCAGCCCCUCCUGGUUCAGUGCCCUCAUCAAAUGUCUGCCCAUCUUCUGCCUGUGGGUUUUCCUUCUGGCUCAUGGAAUUAACUUCUUAGUGUCACACCGGAGUGCCAGCCGCAUCCUAGCAGGACUCAUAUUCUCAGCAGUGGGAGACGCCUUUCUCAUCUGGCAGGAGCAGGGCUACUUCAUUCAUGGUCUGCUGAUGUUCGCCAUUACACAUAUCCUGUACUCUUCAGCCUUUGGCAUGAAGCCUUUGGACCUCAAAGCCGGCUUAUUGAUGGGCCUUGUUUGCAGUUCCUGUUAUGCCUUCCUGUACUCCUACCUCUCAGGCCCAUUCACCUACCUGGUAGCUGUCUACAUCGCCUUGAUUGGCUUCAUGGGUUGGCGAGCGGUCGCCGGCAUGCAGCUGUGCAACGACCUCUGGACAUGGACCAAGCUCUCGGCCUGCAUCGGCGCGAUGCUGUUCAUGGUGUCGGAUCUGACCAUUGCACUUAACAAGUUCUGCUUUCCUGUGCCCUACUCGCGCUUCAUCAUCAUGGCUACUUACUAUGCAGCCCAAAUGCUUAUUGCACUGUCAGCUGUGGAGAGCAGAGAUGAAGAGGACUUCAGAAAGAGGAGCUAGGUGGAGUGCCGAUAGUCUG
Messenger RNA from Pygoscelis adeliae (Adelie penguin), 1090 nucleotides. RefSeq names its product transmembrane protein 86A (gene TMEM86A). The transcript has 5 exons. Gene Ontology annotation, cellular component: membrane. The coding region runs from base 1 to 1071 and encodes 356 amino acids. The record is from RefSeq and is a predicted model, not a curated record. Lineage: Eukaryota; Metazoa; Chordata; Aves; Sphenisciformes; Spheniscidae.